Messenger RNA from Megachile rotundata (alfalfa leafcutting bee), 5034 nucleotides. It is a transcript of the gene Syt4, whose product is annotated as Synaptotagmin 4. Gene Ontology annotation, biological process: vesicle fusion; calcium ion-regulated exocytosis of neurotransmitter. Lineage: Eukaryota; Metazoa; Arthropoda; Insecta; Hymenoptera; Megachilidae. The record is from RefSeq and is a predicted model, not a curated record. Gene Ontology annotation, cellular component: synapse; plasma membrane; axon. Gene Ontology annotation, molecular function: clathrin binding; calcium-dependent phospholipid binding; phosphatidylserine binding.
CGCAUAUUCCGCGCACGCUCCGGGGCCGUUACUAUUGAUCGAGCAUUUCGUCCGAUGGUCGCCUCAGAAUACCACGGACGGUCCGCACGCCGUAAAUAUUCGUUGAGUGCGUCGUGGCCGAGUGACUUACGCGGAUAAAACCGUUUAAAUACGGGGUAAACGUGGCCGAUCAUGGUCGGAGGAGUAACGGAGGACGGACCUCUUAUUCAACCCGUCGAUUCCGUGUCGACGACAACUGUAGUGGCACUAUGCAUCGGCGCCGCUUUUCUACUUUGCGCCGUCGCGAUGACCUGGUGGCUUUGCCGACGGCGUCGCGAGCACACCAAACUAAACUCCGACAAGUCCUUGGCGUUCAGGCCACCCCACAGGAAACCAAUGGCAGUCAAGAGUCCUGGUAGCACCAGUCAUUAUCUGAAAAAGAGCCCGAGUCCUACGGGACCCGCCAAGAGUCCCCCGGGUUCCGGUGGUCAGACGCCAAGUCCCACCGGUUCUCAAUCUUCGAACCCCGGUUCGCAGCCCAGGACACCUCAGGGCUCAGGUACUCCAGCAUUAACACCUUCUGGUGACGUGACUCUGAGUAUCGAGAAUGAACGGGACAAAGCGGAAAUCGAGAACAACGAGAAAACGGAACGCAAGAAAAAUCACGUGACGGAAAAUAAUAAGGAUAACUUGGGCCAGUUAGUGUUUAAGUUACGCUACGUGAGCGAGCAAAAUGCGCUUAGGGUGACGGUAGUGAACUGCAAGGGAUUGCCAGCGAGGGAACAGAAUGCCACCAGUGAUCCAUACGUGAAAUUGAAACUGUUACCUGAUAAACAACACCAGGUGAAGACGAGAGUCCUCAGGAAUACCAGGGAUCCUGUUUACGACGAGGAUUUCACGUUCUUCGGAAUAUCGAAGGAUCAACUUCAGAAAAUCAGCCUGCACUUCAUUGUGCUAAGUUUCGACAGAUACUCCCGAGAUGAUAUUAUCGGUGAAUUGACGUGUGCACUUUCAUCGAUACCCGGUUUGGAGAACGCUGACAACCAAGAAAUAUCGUUAUGUCGGAAAAUAUGCCCCAGAAGCUUAAAGAUUCAGUCACAAGGCAGAGGAGAAUUACUAGUGUCCCUCUGCUGGCAACCACUCAACAGUCGAUUAACAGUAGUGGUGCUGAAGGCCCAGAAUUUACCAAAGAUGGAUGUAACCGGCCUGGCAGAUCCGUACGUGAAAAUCUAUCUUCUCUACAACUCGCAGCGCAUCGCAAAGCAAAAGACGCGUGUAAAGAAACGCACCCUCAGCCCUCUGUUCAACGAAUCCUUCGUUUUCGACAUACCGAACGGCGCGGAUGGUCUCAACAACGUCAGCCUCGAGUUCAUGUUGAUCGAUUGGGAUCGAGUUACAAGAAAUGAGGUGAUUGGACGACUCGAGUUCGGCGGUCCAGAUUGUCAAGGAUCAGCUCUGAAUCAUUGGAGAGAAGUUUGCAGCUCGCCGCAGAGGCAGAUCGCUGAAUGGCACAAAUUAAGGGAGUAACUAGUAUUUCCCUAUCGACUUUCCUGGAAUCCCGUCUCCAACUAUCCAAUAGCCCCACGUCCUUCUCCAUUAUGAAACCACCGAUCCAACCCCUCGAAACCCUACGAUGAAGUAGGGUAUCUGUUUUGUAAACCUAAUACUCGAUGUAUAUUAGGCUUGAAGCGAGUGGCGGCACGUCCACCCGCGAUCGAUGCAACUGCGGAUGCACCGGUGAGAAGGUCUAGCCUAGGGAUGAACAUCAAGGCAAUCUCUUCGAGUAACGUGAGACAUGUAACCCCAACAAGCUCGAACAUAAGCGGUCAUCCUCUGCUUUAAGAUCUGUUCCUAUUUCGUUUCUUAACAUUAUGAUUUUCUAUUGUUCGGGUUACGUUGUUAUAUUAAUUCAAAAGAUUGUUCGAAUGUUCGUCCCUUGUCUGUUACGUGCCGGCCUGAAGCGUGUACGAAGAAUGACUUUGAUCAUACGAAAACUUCUCUGUACAAGCAAAACUCUCUGAGUAAUAUCUUUAAAUUUUUAUAAACUUCUACAAUCUAAUAGGUCACUUAUGAAUCUUCCUAUACAUGUACGGCUUUUAAAUGCAAACAAGUUAAAAAGUAUUUUACCGUAAAUGUUUUCAUAUUAUCGGAGAAAGUGUAUCGCGUGUAACUCACAUAAUUGUGUAAUUAUUAAAAAAUAUAUAUCAUUUGAAAUAUACGGUAGAAUAGAUAAACUAUUGGACUGCACCGGAAAUCGUGAUCUAUCAGCGUGCGAAAGUUUAUGAAAAAUUGAAAAUAUCAUUUCGGGAGCGUUUCUUGUUAGUACUGUGGGCGUUGAUUUAAUAACACACGUUUUGCCUCGAUAUUACAAUUUAGAAUACUCCUUGUACGGACUGUUUCAAAAAUCAUCGCGUGCUUCGAUGAAAUUGCAUGAGUUUCGUUCAAAUAACUUGACAUCAUUACUGGAAUGAUUGGCAAAAAUAAAAAUAAAUAAACGUCAUAAAAUUCAACCUAUUUUGCAGAAAUACGCAAUGCUUUUUUGAGACGGUCUGUAUUUCCUUUUUAUGGUUUUAAAUAAUCACGAAAUUUAAAAAAAUGUUUACAUGGAAAGAAAACCGUUUGAAAAAUGUCCAUUCUGUGUUUCAAUUUUAAUAUCGAUAAAAUUCGAUAUAUCGAUUAAUCGAUAGAUCGACGCCCUAACCUCAAGAAUAGUUCCUCCGCGCUUCUAGCUUACAAAAGGGAAGACGAAUUCGCUCAAGAAAUAAUGGAGCAUCGAACGACUGCAGAAUGAUAAUUACUAUGGCUAGAACGAAGAUUGAAAACAAAUAGUUGGUAAAAUUCAAAAUAAUUCAUUUUGUUUCUGUAAAUCGAACACUUGUCAGCCGUCGAUUAUGUCUCCAUUGGUUGCAGUAGCAAACGAUCGCGGGAGAAACGCAUACAAAAUGCUUUACAAUAUAAAUAUAGUUAUUAAGAUUUCCGACCAGAUGAAAAGGGAGGAGGAAAAUAAGGCAGUUAACUAAAAAACAAUUGAGCGUUUACCGAUUGUUUUGAACGCUAUUGUUGCAACACAGGGUCGUGCAUUCAUAGGACAUUACAAUUGCGGAAAAGAAUUAUUUAUUUUCAAAACAUAUUUUGUUUACGUACAUAUUCGAUAUACCAUGUAUGAGUAUAAACAUUGGCAAAGUGAACUAAACAUCAAAUAAACUUUGUUUGGUUUAAUUGAAUUUUAAGUGUUUCAGACUAUCACUUUAUAAGCAAAGGUAUGUUUUGCUGUAAUAAAAUAUUAUUUUAGAACCUUGUUGUACAACUUGUUAUAGAGUUAUACCUUGUGGUAUUAUCCUAACAAGUUUGUAAUAAGUUUCUAUUAUGUUAUAAUAAUGAUGUUACAUGUUGAUAACUUAGAAUGUUCUUUUCCCUUUUUAACAAGUUAAUAUGUUAUGUUGCAAGUAAUUACAUUUCAAAUCACAUUUGGUGAAUUCUUUACUGAAUAUAAAUCUACAAAUUUAACAGAUUUUGCACGACCCUGUCAAAUCACCAAGACCGUCAUUUUUGGUAAAGUUAAUAUGAACUAAUCAUAAAACAUCUUAAUCGAGAGUUAAGCGAUCCAAGUUAUGUAAAUACAGGAAUCUCUUCAAAAUUUAUUUAUCACUAAUUUAUCAAUUUUUCACAGAAAAAUAAGAAGGCAAAGAUACAUAAAAAAAUGUAAUGUUAUAAUUAAAUUACUUUUUAAUACACAUAUUAUAUAAUACCUAUAAAAUUCUCAUAGGUUUAAUAACAUCUGUUAAUGAAUAAAUGAACAUGUGACUAGAUCUUUUACUAAAAACUUUUGAAGGGAUUCUUGUAGAAAUAUACAUACACAUACCACAAGACGUGGAGACGAUUCUGGAAACGUCAUAAACAUCGAUUAAGCUUAAAAACAAUAUUGCGAUUAUUCGUUCCUGUUCCAAAAUUUUAUAGCUCCACGUCAACUGGCAAAACAACUGGCAAUUUAACACCAUGUAAUAAGAAAAAUUGCAAGUACUGAGAAACAAAUUUCAGUAUCAAUUUUUCCAUUAUAAUUGAAAAGCUUUGAUAGACACUUCUCUGAGAAUAUUGAAAGAAAUUUUUAAUUUGUUUUAACAGAGCUGUAAGGAAUGCUAAGACAGGGAAGCAAACAUACAGAGAUCUUCGUGAUGCAUUGAAUUAUCACACAUACAUACACUGCUUACAAUUCAUUGCAUUUCGAAUAGAUGAUCAUCUUUUUUUCACACUAUAGCAUGAUAAUCCUCUUUGUAUAAUCGUGGAACGGGGUCGAGGAAUUGUAACGUUGUUUUCAAGUGCCAAUGGAAACCGCUUCGCGAUUGUAAAUAUGUAAUUUACGUUUGAAUAGAGAAGAAAAUACGAAUACUUUAUUUAGUUACGAACCGUUUGUGGUUUCAAUUGCUAUUAAUGGAGAAAUUAGUACGUACCGCUAUAGUUUAUGAAAAGAUACUACUGCACAGAGUGUAACACGAAACCGGCAUCAUGUAGUGUCCUUGUUAAAAUGCUUUUACACCGUAAAAGGGCGAGAGUGAGGUUCUAAGUACGAAUAUGUGGAAAACGCGUUGGCGGGAAACGUACAAAGGUCCUUCUCCCGUUGUACUCAUUUGUAAUUUAAUUUAUAUAGGUUGUCUUCCACAAACUAUGAACAAUCAUGAGUACUUACUGAUCAUUCAUUUUUCAAAACAGCAUUAACGGGAGGUCAUACUCAAUGCGCACGUUAGAGUCAUGCAUAUUGUACUUUUCGAUUAUAUUUUUAUGCGUUAACUGACGGCGCUGUAUUUGUUGAAUGGUUUUUAAAGAUCGCGCCCUUUGAUUUUGCAAGAUGGAUGAUCAUUUUCAUUACUCGAGUUUUGGGAGACAACCAUACCAUGCGAUUUUACGCUCAUUUUAGUUUUAACAAUAAAUGUGCUAGAUCACUGCUUCGUUACACCGUAUAAAUGACAGUGCACUUAUAGCAGAAACACGGACGAAACAAGGCUCGACAAGUAAGAUUAGGAAAGCAAAGGAGAAAAUUGAUCGAAAAUGAAGAAGCAA